Tuber aestivum (summer truffle) is the source of this 1265-nucleotide messenger RNA. The record is from the annotation of a GenBank genome assembly. NCBI's taxonomy places the organism in Eukaryota, Fungi, Ascomycota, Pezizomycetes, Pezizales, Tuberaceae.
AUGAUCGGCCUCGUAACUGAUUGGAUCUCUUCGAAGGGAACAGGAAUAUGGCUGUUUGGCCUUAAUCUACACUAUUUCCAGAUCGUCCGGAUCGAUGCCCCGCCGAUGCUCCGGUACACCCGCAGUUCCUCCGAACCUCCGCUUCACGGGUCGGUUUACCAGGUCGCUUCUUUAUUGGCGCUGCUGUUUGGGGCGAACAUCAUGGCCUUUUGGGUUUUCACGGCCGGGAGCGAGGAGGCCGUCAAGAACCUGCAGAUGCUGCCUGUACUACUGUUCCUUGCGGUCGUGGGUGUGUUCUUGUGGCCAUUUGGAGGCUGGCACCACCGAGGUCGCUGGAGGUUUUUAAGGCGAGUCACCUUUGGCAAUGUUGCGCCGGAGACGUUCUCCGUGUUGGGUGGCCUACGGGCAGUAAUUCAAGCCACGGGUAACUGAUCGGGUUAAAUAGGAUGCUUCGUCGGGUUCUUGUCGGUGGGCUCCACCCAGACUUUCGGUUUGCCGACGUCCUUCUCGCCGAUGUCUUGACCUCGUAUGCAAAGGUUCUCGGAGAUUUUGCCGUGUGUGUCUGCAUGUUCUUCAGUGGAUACUCUUCGACAAAUCCCAUCCCAAACCGCUCCGCUGGCGGGAAAUACCUUAUGCCUCUUGCCAUGAGCAUACCCUACCUGAUACGGUUGCGGCAGUGUUUGAUCGAGUAUGUUCGGGCCCGCCGGAAGGGCUUCCCGUCCACGGAGCGACGAAUCCAUCUCUACAAUUCUGCCAAGUACGCCUCGGCGUUCCCGGUUAUCCUGUGCAGUGCGUUGCAGCGUGGAUAUAACCCCGAUGAACCGCAUAUAUUCUCACGGUCAACUCUCUCGAGGCUGUGGUUACUUGCUGUGAUUAUCAACUCGCUAUUCUCGUUCUACUGGGAUAUCGCGAGGGAUUGGGAGUUGACCCUAUUCUCCUCUCGCCGUUCCUCGGGCGAACAUCCGUACGGGUUGAGAUCGAACCGGCACUUCGUGAAUAAGGAGCUCUACUACGGUGCCAUCAUCAUUGAUUUCCUGCUCAGGGGAACCUGGAGUGUCAAGCUCAGUCCUCAUUUGGAUCAAAUCAACGAAAUGGAAGGAGGGAUAUUCCUCCUGGAACUCCUGGAGAUCUUUAGAAGAUGGGUGUGGACCUUUUUCAGGGUCGAGAGGGAGUGGAUCGUCACUCGAGGCAGCGGGGCAUUAGGGUUACUAGAUGGUGGCGAUGGCGUAUUGAUGACUGAUUUUGGCAAACUUGACGAGGAUUAG